AUGAAGACACGCCACCUCACCCACGCCAGCUACAUUACAGCACUCCCACGCCACCUCAUCCACGCCAGCUACAUUACAGCACUCCCACGCCACCUCACCCACGCCACCUCACCCACUCCACCUCACCCACGCCACCUCCACGCCACCUCAGCCACGCCACCUCACCCACGCCACCUCAGCCAGCCAGCUACAUUACAGCACUCCCACGCCACCUCACCCACUCCACCUCACCCACGCCACCUCACCCACGCCACCUCACCCACGCCACCUCAGCCACGCCACCUCACCCACGCCACCUCACCCACGCCACCUCAGCCACGCCACCUCACCCACGCCACCUCACCCACGCCACCUCACCCACGCCACCUCAGCCACGCCACCUCACCCACGCCACCUCAGCCAGCCAGCUACAUUACAGCACACCCACGCCACCUCACCCACUCCACCUCACCCACGCCAGCUACAUUACAGCACACCCACGCCACCUCACCCACGCCAGCUACAUUACAGCACACCCACGCCACCUCACCCACGCCAGCUACAUUACAGCACUCCCACGCCACCUCACCCACUCCACCUCACCCACUCCACCUCACCCACGCCAGCUACAUUACAGCCCUCCCACGCCAGCUACAUUACAGCACUCCCACGCCAGCUACAUUACAGCCCUCCCACGCCAGCUACAUUACAGCCCUCCCACGCCAGCUACAUUACAGCACUCCCACGCCAGCUACAUUACAGCACUCCCACGCCAGCUACAUUACAGCCCUCCCAUGCCAGCUACAUUACAGCCCUCCCACGCCAGCUACAUUACAGCACUCCCACGCCACCUCAGCCAACCCCAUAUAG
Messenger RNA from Oncorhynchus nerka (sockeye salmon), 849 nucleotides. Its product is annotated as putative proline-rich protein 21. The transcript has 2 exons. The coding region runs from base 1 to 849 and encodes 282 amino acids. Lineage: Eukaryota; Metazoa; Chordata; Actinopteri; Salmoniformes; Salmonidae. The record is from RefSeq and is a predicted model, not a curated record.